Messenger RNA from Colletotrichum navitas, 1107 nucleotides. Its product is annotated as phosphatidylethanolamine-binding protein. Gene Ontology annotation, molecular function: phospholipid binding; peptidase inhibitor activity. The transcript has 3 exons. Gene Ontology annotation, biological process: regulation of Ras protein signal transduction; regulation of proteolysis. Lineage: Eukaryota; Fungi; Ascomycota; Sordariomycetes; Glomerellales; Glomerellaceae. Bases 162 to 839 code for a protein of 225 amino acids. The record is from RefSeq and is a predicted model, not a curated record.
UGGGACGAUCCAUCUCCUCUCCUCUCCUUGCGAAGCGAGCGCUAUGCUUCAUUUCUGUUUCUUCUCUUCCAACACCUAUUCAUGGUCCUCAUCCUCGGCUACAACCAGCUUCCAAGAAAAGCACUCUUAGUUAGUUGGUAACAAGCAAAACGGCUCCAGAAAUGGCGGGCUCCCUUGCAAGCAAGUUCCUGGCUACCGUCGCCCUAUGUGCCGCUGCCAUUGCUGCGCCCACCGGCGGCGAUCAGAUCGUCUUCGAGACCGAUGCCGAUCUGACUCGUGUUCAUGAAGAACUAUUCAACGCCCAGGUCAUCCCUACCGUCUUGGAGGAGUUCCAGCCCAUCCUAGGUCUCUCGGCCGAGUGGUCCUCUGCCGAUGUAGCUGAUCUCGGCAAUACUCUAAAGCCGGCGAAUCUCCAGUCUGCACCAUCUGUUUCCCUUGUCAAGGGCUCGUCAAUGUCCAGAAGCUUCAUCACCACGACCUACGUCCUAACGCUGACUGACCCGGACGCACCGACGCGUGACAACCCCAUCUGGUCCGAGUUCUGUCACUGGAUUGCGACGAGCAGCUCCCCCACCAUCUCUGUAGGCAUCGACCCGGAGCACUUGAACGACGUUGUUGAGUACAAGCCGCCCGGGCCGCCGCCCAAGACAGGCAAGCACCGUUACGUCUUCACUGCGUGGGUUCCCGCCAACGGGACCAAGGAGAAGCUGCAUUUGUCAAAGCCCGAGGAGCGCAAGCACUGGGGAGGCGAGGAAGGGCGCGGCGUGCAGAAGUGGGCGAAGGAGAACGGUCUCGUCGCAGUUGGUGCAAACUUCAUCUACGCCCAGAACGAGAAGUAGUGACUCAAGUGGCCAAAACACACAAUUUCUUUUGUCGGUUGUAUCAACACAGGAAAAGCAGUAGGGUCAACGCAAAACAUGGAGAUCAACCGAUGAUGAUUGAUUAUUGUUACUCAAUGGUCACCUAGCCCAGUGUCCCUCAAGCUUGGGAGGCAAUGCGAUAAUAAUAUGAAAACCAAGAGAAGUAUGCAUGUAAUUAGCGAACCGCAAUGCUGUUAAAGGUUCCCUCCUUCCUCUUCCCACCUCAUCUUUUGCCUGCGUUUCGUCC